Messenger RNA from Cercopithifilaria johnstoni, 1326 nucleotides. The record is from the annotation of a GenBank genome assembly. Lineage: Eukaryota; Metazoa; Nematoda; Chromadorea; Rhabditida; Onchocercidae.
AUGGAGGACACUAGCAUGACUGCAGAACGUCGCCGGCUGUUGGACAAGCACUUGGAUACAUGGACACGAAGUUUGCAACUAGAUGACGUGAUGGUUUUCCUUCUUGCCAACAGUGUCUUCAACGAACAUAUCGUUGAUAUCAUCAAGAGCGAGUCCACUCCGACUAUGCAACGAUAUCAAUUCAUACGUCAACUAAAGAUGCGUGGGAAUACAGCUUUUUCUUUAUUUUAUCAGUCAUUAUUAAAGACGAAUCAAAGAUAUUUGGCCAAUUUGAUGGAGAGUGGAUUAAGCAGUGAGGAUAAGGACAAAUUUGGGCAAGAGGCUGGAUAUAGGUCAGUUUUAAACAGUAAUCCAACCACUGGUGAAAAUUACAAAAGUACUAUUUGUCACAGCCCAACGGCUGCAGCAAUUCAAAGGAACUGUUCGUACUACAGAUCAUAUGAAUUUGUAAAAAUGCGUGAGCCUGCUGGUAUACUCCAUAACCUGGUAGUGGAUUUCGUUGAUACUCCUGCAGCUCUCUCUUCUUUUGAUGCUGAUUUGAUGUAUCCAAAUUUCUCAUCACCCCGUGGAAUGGCAUUAAUUAUCAACAACCGUUAUUUCCUUGAUAUGCCGGAAAGAAUCGGCACCGACGUUGACGAAAUUAACUUGAAUAAUCUUUUCUGGCAGCUUAAUUAUAUAGUUUCGGUUUGCCGAAAUUUGUGUGCAAAGGAGAUGCUUAUUGCUAUUCGAGAUUUCUCCAAACUCGCGGAGCAUAAACAUUUGGAUUCUUGUAUCGUCUGCGUAUUGACACAUGGUGAACAUGGUGAAUUGUACGGGACAGAUGAUGUCGCUAUAUCGGUGUUAGAAUUUGUUUCAUGUCUAAAUGCACGAAACUGUCCGGCUCUGGCCCAUAAACCAAAACUUUUCUUCCUUCAGGCUUGCAGAGGACAGCAAUAUGAUCGUGGAUUUGAUGCAGUGUUUGAUGGACCAGAUGGAUAUUUUGAUCGUUGGUUUACUCGUACCACUCCUCAACCUAAUAACAGUUUGCCAGUGGAGCAGAAGACAAAAUCACCGAUAGAAGCGGAUAUAUUAGUGUCUUAUGCUACUACUCCAGGCUAUGUUUCGUGGCGCAAUUCCAUGAAAGGCAGUUGGUUCGUACAGAGCAUUUGUGAAGUGUUUGCUAAGUAUGCAAAAUCUACCGAUAUUUUGUCGAUGUUGACAUUGGUAAAUAAGCAGGUAGCCGAUGCCUUCGAAAGUUCCAGCGGUUCUUUCAAGCAAAUCCCAGACCAUUCUUCUAGGCUGCGCAAAGCUUUCUACUUCUUCCCAGGAACAACUAAAUCGUCUUAG